Messenger RNA from Torulaspora delbrueckii, 2514 nucleotides. Its product is annotated as serine/threonine-protein kinase. Gene Ontology annotation, biological process: protein phosphorylation. Gene Ontology annotation, molecular function: ATP binding; protein serine/threonine kinase activity. Bases 1 to 2514 code for a protein of 837 amino acids. Gene Ontology annotation, cellular component: cytoplasm; nucleus; plasma membrane. The transcript has a single exon. Lineage: Eukaryota; Fungi; Ascomycota; Saccharomycetes; Saccharomycetales; Saccharomycetaceae. The record is from RefSeq and is a predicted model, not a curated record.
AUGGAUGAUCAGGAGUUGUACAGUCGUCCCAGCACACCUGGGGAUAAGGAGAGAAGUUUAUCAUUUUCGAAAUUGAUUCCUCGUUCGUUCCGACGGAAUGUUAGUGGUGCUAGUGGGAAUGGGAGCUCUAAUACGAGUCAUUCCAGUGUCAAUGUACAAGAGCAGUUUCAACAAGAAACCGUAGAAGGAUCUGACACAGAAGUCACUACAAAGGUUGUUGUAGCAGGGGUUGAAGAGGAACAGGAUGUGGGAGUACCGGAUUUGACGUCCUCUGUUUCUUCCACACAAGCCCAACAGAGUUCGAGGUUUUCGAGGUUCAAAAGUAUAUUUCAUGGGAGCCCCAAUGAGAACAAGAGUGGCGAAAAGUCGAGGAGGAAUACUAGUCCGGUGGAGGAUCAACAAGAUUCUGAAUUUCAACAGGAGCGCAUCGAUGAGGAUCAAGCAGAGGAUAGUAAUUUGAGUGUUGGGUCUGCAGUCUCAAACCUUACGCCUACGACAAGGAAGCGGUCGCCGUCUACACCUACAAUGCCUACCCAUUUGACUUCUGCAGGCGGUAAAAAUUUAGGGAGACAAGAAAGUAGAGGACAUACUGGUAGUUUCAGCACAAACCCUUUCCGUAACGAUCGAGAUCGUUCCGGUACAAUUCGCAGCAAUAAUCCAUAUUUCGUCUACCAAGGCUUACCGCCUCAUGCAUUAUCGUCACAGGAUCUCGAUUACAGCUUGAAUUUAUCUUCCAGCAAACAUGGAGAUUCCUUGUUGGCAACUACUUCGGUAACUACACCAACCUCAUCGGCCACUUCUGCCGCUUUACAGAAGGAGCAUAAAAAUUUAAGCAACUUGUCGCUCAACGAGAUUAAAGAGAAUGAAGAAGUCAAUGAAUUUUACAAGAAUGAUAGCUCACCUGGGAAGAAAGAUGUGAAAGCUGGAAAGUUUGAAAGCCCGUUGCUGACCCCAGACAGUGCACAACCGUUUCCUUCCAUCGUGAUAGGUUGUGAUAAUGAAGGCGAUGAGGACGAAAUAUUCCCACUAAGCCAGUCCGCUCUAAGCUCACCUUAUAACGGUCAUCUGAAACAACGUUACCUAGACGAUAAUGAUCUGCGGAGUAAGCCAGCGCUGAGAAGAGCAGCAUCCGUUCCGGAUGCGACAAAGGAUCUGUCCCCUAUGAAUUCUGGUAAGCAAAGAGGUAACUCUUCAUCUUCAGCUUUCGCACCUUUGGAGAAACUUCCGGAUCUUGAGGAACCAAAGCGCUCAAGACGGUUGAGGAAUAAAUCAUUUAGCAAUAAGUUUCGUGAUAUUACCGUGGGUCCCCAAUCAUUCGAAAAAGUAAGACUCUUGGGUCAAGGUGAUGUGGGAAAAGUAUACCUGGUGAAGGAAAAGAGGACUAAUAGGCUUUAUGCGCUAAAGAUUUUCAGUAAAGCUGAAAUGAUCAAGAGAAAGAAGAUAAAGCGUAUUUUGGCAGAGCAAGAAAUUCUCGCAACUAGUAAUCAUCCUUUCAUUGUGACCUUGUAUCAUUCAUUUCAAUCCGAAGACUACCUAUAUCUGUGCAUGGAGUAUUGUAUGGGAGGAGAAUUUUUCAGGGCUCUGCAGACAAGGAAGACAAAAUGCAUUAGUGAAGAUGAUGCUCGUUUCUACGCCAGCGAGGUUACCGCAGCACUGGAAUACUUGCACUUGAUGGGUUGCAUUUACAGAGAUUUGAAGCCUGAGAAUAUUCUGCUGCAUAAAUCGGGUCACAUCAUGCUUUCAGAUUUCGAUUUGUCAAUUCAGGCGAAGGAUGCCAAAAAUCCAGUGGUUAAAGGUUCUGCUCAAUCAACCUUGGUGGAUACAAAAAUUUGCUCGAACGGUUUUAGAACUAAUUCAUUUGUGGGAACAGAAGAAUAUAUUGCUCCAGAAGUAAUCAGGGGCAACGGACAUACAGCCGCUGUUGAUUGGUGGACUCUAGGUAUCUUAACCUACGAGAUGUUGUUCGGUUUCACCCCUUUCAAAGGAGAUAACACGAACGAAACUUUCUGCAAUAUAUUGAAAAGUGAAGUAACCUUCCCUAACAACAACGAAAUUUCACGAGCAUGCAAAGAUCUCAUAAAGAAACUCCUGACAAAGAAUGAGUCGAAGCGUCUGGGAUCCAGAAUGGGUGCUGCCGAUAUAAAACGCCAUCCAUUUUUCAAGAAAAUGCAGUGGUCCCUUCUAAGGAAUACUGAGCCUCCGCUGAUCCCUGUACUCACUGAAGAUGGUUAUGACUUUACUAAACUAUCGACAAACAAGAAUAAAAACAACGGUAAAUCUGAUGCUAACCCAUCUCUAGAGGAACAAGAGCGCAUUAUGUUCGAGGAACACGUCGAAUAUGAUGAUGAAGUGUCCGAUGAUGAUCCUUUCCAUGAUUUUAAUUCAAUGAGCUUAAUGAAACAAGACAACAACCCGUUGAUUUAUGGAGAUAAUAAUUCCUAUGGUAAAAUUUCAUAUACUCCGAACUCGAAUAGAUCAAGGAGUAACAGCCAUAAGGGUUUCUUCAUGAGAUGA